AUGGCUUAUAAGAGUAUUUAUUCUUAUGGCGAUGGUUAUACUACGAGCUAUUCCAGUAGCUAUUAUGCUUAUCAAGUAGGCGUAAUAUUUGCAAUAGUAAUUGCCGGUAUUUUAUUUUUCGGAAUAUGCGCAGCAAUUAUUUAUUUCGGAUUUGUUAAAAGGAUGAGAAAAACUGAAAAACAAAGACGUAUAAGUAGUAGUACUGCAUCGAGAACAACUAGUAUUUUACGGGCACCAACUACAACCUAUACAUCAUUAAGAAAUGAAAAACCACCAUUCCCACAGCAACAAUCACAUGGUACCUACAUUUCUAGUCUGGAAACACCAAUUUUGCAAUCAUCGAUGCAUACUCAACCUGCGUACAUAACACCGCCACCGAUGUAUGUCGUUCAACCGGAUUAUUCACAAUCUCAGAAGCAACAAAGCAAUUAUCCGCAUCAUUCAGAAAUAUCCGGAAAUGUGCAAUCUCAUCAGAAGAAUUAUCCCAGUUCAACAACAACUGCAUUGCAACAAAAUCUCACAUCGGAACAACAUCCUCGUUCAUUUCAUAUGUCUUCCGUUUAA
Messenger RNA from Brugia malayi, 564 nucleotides. RefSeq lists its product as uncharacterized. Bases 1 to 564 code for a protein of 187 amino acids. The transcript has 5 exons. Lineage: Eukaryota; Metazoa; Nematoda; Chromadorea; Rhabditida; Onchocercidae. The record is from RefSeq and is a predicted model, not a curated record.